CUGAGAUCUACUACCAUUCAUUCUACCUACUCAUUCUCUUCUUAUUCAUUCUCUUUUGAAGCGAGCCUUCAAUCAUCUUAUUCGUCUAUACUUGCAUACUCGAGACCAAAGGCAGUUUGAUCUCUUAUCACCUUCACUCACACACAGGAGUAUCAAGAACCGAGAGACUAAUACAUUCGUCACUACACACGGCUUUAUAGCGCCAUCCACAGCCACCACCAUGCGUGAGACGAUGCGCAAGCACAACGAAAAGGGGGAUGCGGCCGGCCACAUAUCCUUCACGACUGCGUCUCACGGCCAGCACAACGGCCAGCACACCUCUCAGCCAACGACAUCGUCAGGGGCGGUUUUUGCAAAUCAUGAAAAGCAAAAACCCACACCCCUCCGCCCCUCGCACCCCUCAACCGACACACCACACCACACUCGCCCCCAGGGAGGAAUGGCUCGACCGCCGCUUCCAAACCCCUAUCCACCAACCUCUGCGAGGACAAACCUACCACAACAAGCACGCCCCCAACCGCAACGAGGCAACAGUCACGAUGCCGACUACCAUCUCCCCCAAACCACCUUCUCAACCUACUCCAUCUCCACCGCAACCCACCACGACCGCCCCCACUCCCCCAUCUUCCCCCUCUCGCAAAUCUCCCCUCUAACCCGCACCGCCCUCGCCCUCCACGACCUCAGCCCCGUCUCCCCAAUCCCCAUCUCCCCACUAACCCGCGAAGCGCUCGCACGCCAUGACGCCCUCACCACCUCGCAGGCGUCCUCCCGGUCUGCGAGGACAGAAUAUCGACCACACCCACCCCCGCAACUGCAGCAUCGCGGCCAGCGGCACCCACAACGACAACAACAACGGAAGAAAUCCGCGCCGCGGAGGCCUUCGUCGCCGCUCGCGAUCGUAGCGAGCACGCAGCACUCGACCGAGGCGCUGGUCACCCCGUUCCCGACGUACGAGCCCACACGCGAGGAGGCGGCGGAGUGGGCGCGGCGGGGGGCGCGGGCGGCGGAGAAGGCGAGGAGAAAAGAGUUGAGGGAGUUGAUUCGGCAGAGGAGGGGCAUGCAGCCUGAGAGACGGCGGCAGAAGAGGCAAGUACAGUUUAAAGGGGGGAAGGGGCAGCAGAAGAAGAUGAUGGCUAACUUGGCGGCUGAGCUUAGGGCACUGCAUGCGAGCGGACCCCGCGGGGAGGCGGAGGUGUUGGCGAGCUUUAUCCAUAAGCGGUGGCCGAAUCGGGAGAGGAUGGGGGAGGGGGGGAGAGGGGAGGGGGAGGUUUUUGCGGCUUUUUUGAGGAAGGCGUUUAAGUCGUGGGGGAAGGGGAGGAAGGAGGCGGACGUGCCUUUUAGGGCUGACCCUAUCCGUGGUGGUGCGGAGAGGGUUCCUGAACUCGAGGAGAAGCUGAAGGCGGUCAGGUAUGAGGACACGAUGGCUGGACGGGCGCCGAAAUUGGUGGAGAGGAUCACGCCUGAUCCGCCGCCUUUGCCGAUGGGGUUGCCGGUGGAGAGGAGUGAGCCAGAGAGGGGAAUGAAUGGGCAGACGUGGCAGACAGGCGAGGAGAGGUCGAGCGAGAGAGCUAUGUCACUCUCCCUUGAGGAGUUCAAUGCGAAGGCGCUGGAGGUGCACAAUGCCCACCAACGCAGAAAGGAAGAGGAAAGGAGGGCGGCGGCAAGUGGCAGCUCGACUCUCCCACCAGGGCUUAGGAAGUCGAAUGAGUCGGCCGCUAUCACGAUAGUCCUGGCCCAACAGCCCGAAAUUCAGCCUACCAGGCCAGCACGCUCAACGCGACCCGGAACCCCAGGAACUACCUCCUUCGGCCCACAGCCUCCCUCGUUCUCGUCACCAAGAACGCCUAAGACAACCGCGGAUGGAAUCCACCGUGGUGUUACUAGCCCACUGCAGUUUCAAGGGCCGCCAAGGAGACUCUCACCAAGACCGCCUCCUCCGCCUCCGAUUACGAUUCCCCAGGCGCCAACGAGACAGGCCCCGGGAAGACCUGCCCCAGUAAGACCCGAGCGAAGUCCUGUAGAUUUAGCCCGCAAUGCUGCGAUGAGAAAUCCCGUGGAGGUCAGGCCGUUCCCGCAGAGCCUUCGAGCUGGGAGAGCACAAGAGACGAAGCAAGAGAAAAAGAGCCCAUCGGGUUUGCUGAGUAGGUGGCAGCAGAAGCUGGUUGGGCUGCCUUUGAAGGGGCUCUUUGAGUCUCCAAGGACCACCAAGCAAGAGAGUGAACAACAAGUACAAACACCGGCACCGGAAAGGGGAACAGAGCACGACACAAAAUAUAACGAUGUCAUUAACGCAGCACUGGGUGCGCCGAAAGAGAAGGAUGACGAGGAGGAUAGAAAGAGUAAGCUGAAAGCGAUGAUCUCCUCACCAGGACCCCUUAUGUCCACGAACCGAAACGCCGUCAACGUUUCGGCGGCAAGUGGAGGGGUCGGGGGACUUCAUGCGGCGCUCUCCCUACCUUUCAGAAGCAAUUCUAGACGCGCGGUAGAAAAGGCACUACCACCACCACCACCAGCUCGGACAGAGUCGAGGGAGAAAGCAGGGAAGGAGAAGAAACUCAAGAUCCCAGCCCCAGAGACUGUGCACCCACCUAAGAUACUGAGUGCGAAGCACCAGAGACUCAGCAGCGGGACCACGUUCUCAGACUUCCUGCACCCAGAGCUCGGCAAGUCUGUAUUCAGUCGCACCCCGAAGACUCCCAAGAUUCCUAGGAAGCCUGUACAACAAAGAAAGGGCUCCGACGAAAGCUUUGCCUGCCAAGGCAUUGGAGAGGAAAGAGAGGGGGAGGCGCCGUCCAGUCCAACGAGUACCUAUCGCUCAGGACUUCCACCCAGCGUGUACGGGCCAGGUACGUUGAUUCCAGAAGUGCAAACAGCACGUAUAGAUUCUGAUAUGAGUUUCUCUUGCAAAGGUCCAUACGAUGACGACCAUCGGGAUCUUCACGAACCACCGACACCGAUAACCCGUCACGGUGUUGGUCCUAGCAAUCCAGCAGGUGGGUUUAGUGGCAGACAUCGUGCAAGCAAUGCACGUGCUCCGACUUUCCCGGGAUAUGGACAGCACGUUGCCGAAGCGCGUGCGCCGCCUUCCCGAGGACCAGGAGUGUUAGGGAGACAGCCUAGGAAAAAACUUCUCUACCAGUUUGAAGAAGAUACGGACGACGAGGCUGAGUACACGCCCCACCCGCUAGUGGUUAGGAAGUCUGCUAACAAUACUCCUGAUAAUUUGCCACCGGUGCAGGAAGAGGCGUUGGCCAGUCCGCCAGGGGUGCAGAGACCCAGGCCGCGAGAUACUCGGUUCUACGAGCCGUACCGGAAGCUAUUGGAGGAGUAUGAACGGUAAGGAGAGGGGUAUUCGCGACUAACUUUAGACCUUUCUUUCUCGUAGAUGUGGUGUCGGGAUCGGUAGAUCGAAGUAUUUGUAAAUAUGAAAUUCUAAUAAUA
Molecule: messenger RNA, 3441 nt
Organism: Mytilinidion resinicola
Lineage: Eukaryota; Fungi; Ascomycota; Dothideomycetes; Mytilinidiales; Mytilinidiaceae
Exons: 1
Coding region: 221-3340 (1039 amino acids)
Source: RefSeq, a predicted model, not a curated record